UCAAAAAAACGUCAAAGUACCUAUCAAAACAAAUUGGUUUGUUUUACUUGAAAUUAUUUUCUAAUUUAUCUCAGAAAAUAGCCAUAAAAUGGGUUUAUUUGGUAAAUCCCCGGAGAGGAAUCCUAAGGAAAUGGUAAAUGAGUGGUCCCACAAACUUCGAAAAGAAGGAUACAAUUUGGAUAGACAAAUUCGUAGUAUACAGCGAGAAGAAGAAAAAAUAAAAAAGUCACUGAAAGAAGCUGCAGGAAAGAAUGAUAAACAAGUGUGCACAAUACUAGCAAAGGAAAUCAUAAGGUCUCGUAAGGCGAUCAGUAAAAUAUACACAAGCAAAGCACAUCUCAACUCUGUUCAGAUGCAAAUGAAGAACCAACUAGCCACAUUGCGGGUAGCUGGGUCAUUACAAAAAUCUACAGAGGUCAUGCAAGCCAUGCAAGCGCUCAUCAGGCUGCCAGAGAUAGCGCACACUAUGCAAGAGCUGAGCAAGGAGAUGAUGCGUGCCGGCAUCAUCGAGGAAAUGUUGGACGAAACCAUGUCCUCCAUGGAGGACGAGGAGGAGGUGGAGGAGGCGGCGCAGGCGGAGCUUGACAAGGUCCUCUGGGAAUUAACCCAGGGCAAGUUAGGCGAAGCACCCGCUCCGCCAACGGCCGUCGGCGCGCCCUCCACCAGCAAAGAGGAAGAGGUUCCCGAGCCGGAUGAAAGCGAGCUCGACGAGAUGCAGUCUAGGCUGGAAGCGCUGCGGUCUUAGAGCGGACACUUGUAAGAAGGUUGAACCAGCGCAUGAGUCGAGUAACAAACGCCUUUAUGUAAAUAUUAAUUAUUGUUGUAACGAUUAAGUUCGCGCUAAUGAAGUGGUGAUCGUUUUUGAGAUUUGCGCAUCUUCGAGCUUAAUGUUGUUUAAUUUCUAUAUAUUUAUGUUUCAUUUACUUGCUGUGCAACUGAUCUGUCUAAAAAUAUAAUUUAUGGGAAUAAUUGGAGUACCUUUACAAUGCUCUCAGUUGAAAUACUGCUUCGUAGAUUUUUAUAGAUAUGCAAAUACUUGAAUUUUAUUUAUAUAACGUCACAUUGUGUACGUUACGCAAAUGCAAUCGCAAACUAACUAAAAAAAGCGUAUUGAACAAUUAUCAGUAUUUAAAUGUAUUUUUUUACAUAUUAUUAUUCGGUAUUGUGAAAUCGCAAAUGGUGUUUAAAACUAAUUAAAAAUAGCAACAUUUGAUUCUAUUGUUAUGUAACCUAAUUGGCUCCUUGUAAUUAAUGUUAUACUGGUCGAUU
Molecule: messenger RNA, 1269 nt
Organism: Ostrinia nubilalis (European corn borer)
Lineage: Eukaryota; Metazoa; Arthropoda; Insecta; Lepidoptera; Crambidae
Gene: Vps24
Product: charged multivesicular body protein 3
Exons: 7
Coding region: 89-745 (218 amino acids)
Biological process (GO): late endosome to vacuole transport; endosome transport via multivesicular body sorting pathway; protein transport
Cellular component (GO): ESCRT III complex; multivesicular body
Source: RefSeq, a predicted model, not a curated record